UCAGAGUUUUAUAGGUACUUCAUGAACACUUCCAACAGAGCAGAAAAAUGGAUAAAAGCUUACAGACAGGAUGCCACUUUUCAUACCAACAACUACAUGGAGUCGUAUCACAAUCAGCUCAAGUCGUAUCAUUUUGGAAGAACAAGAAACAAGCGUGUUGAUCGUAUUAUUUAUUUAUUA
Molecule: messenger RNA, 180 nt
Organism: Halteromyces radiatus
Lineage: Eukaryota; Fungi; Mucoromycota; Mucoromycetes; Mucorales; Cunninghamellaceae
Exons: 1
Source: RefSeq, a predicted model, not a curated record